Molecule: messenger RNA, 1572 nt
Organism: Orbilia oligospora ATCC 24927
Lineage: Eukaryota; Fungi; Ascomycota; Orbiliomycetes; Orbiliales; Orbiliaceae
Exons: 2
Coding region: 1-1572 (523 amino acids)
Biological process (GO): regulation of mRNA stability involved in response to oxidative stress
Cellular component (GO): cytoplasm; post-mRNA release spliceosomal complex; nucleus
Molecular function (GO): mRNA binding
Source: RefSeq, a predicted model, not a curated record
AUGGCUUCGAAUGGCUUCGAAUGGCAUGGAAGGGCAUUGAUGGCCAAGUUAGGGAACGAGGCCAAUCCUGUCCCCGUCCUCACGCAGGAGCCGAAUCCGACGUCGUCUCCCGACGGCAGUCUGCUUCCAGAAUACGUGCCAGUCCCUCCGCUACCCGCAGAGUACAAUACCAACAGCGGUGCAAACUUUUCGGCGUACUUGAAUCUCAUCCCGUCUCAACUCGCUGCAUACAACGAAUGGAUCGCGACCCAGGCUUAUCACCACUAUACUGCAUUGGCUCACAAUGCUGGCAUCCGUCACCAAGAGGAGCGCUCUCGAUCUCAGCAACAGCCAGUGAACCCAGAUGGUGAUGGAGGCGGCCUUAGUAAUAAUUUCCAACAGUUAAGCUUUGCUGAUGGUGGAGUGUCGUCGCCAUCAUCACCGUUGACGCGUGAUGGUGAAAAUCUUGUGGAGGAGUAUCGACGACAAGCCGUGGUAGCGCAACGAGCGGCUGCCUUCCAUUCAGCACAGCACCAUAAUCUUUUUCAAGAAGAACUCGCUCGGUUUCAAGACAGCUCACCACUCGGGUUCCAAUCAUCAUCAUCAUCAUCAUCCUCAACUCCAUCCUCCUCCUCACCGUACAGCAAAAAUACAUCCAGACGCAGCACUCCAAACCAACCCACAAAUUCAAGACCUCCAUCUGGGUUCCCGACUCUCUCACCUCCUCAGCAGCAUUUCUCAGCAUAUCCGUUGUCCCAUUUUGUAGGACCUCGCUCUCCAUCGUCUAGUAUGAACUACUCGACGAUGCCUUACUUGUCGCAACGAGAACAGAGUCCUAUGCACCAACAAGGGCAUAACAUGUCACCACUUCUACUCGGUCAAGGGGAAUACCAACUUUACCCUUCUUUCUAUAAUCCCAGAUCUGCCAGCGGCUUUCCAUACAACCAUCCGAUGGCUUCGCCAACCUCUGUCGCACCUUCUCGAUCCACGAGUAACCAAGCAGCUCAAGGAUUUCCUGGUAUGCAGCCACACCAGCAAUACGGCCAAACUGCGAACCCCGGAGGCCACAGAUAUUCAACUAUCCAGCCCGUUGCUAUUCCUCCUACACCAGUCUUUGUCAAUAAUGCCUCUGGCGUCCCAGUCAACUUGAGCCACGGUGGGGUCCAAACUGAAAGCCGUGGUAUCUUCAUCGGCAACCUGCCUUACAAUACACACUGGAAGGAUCUUAGGACCUUCUUGAGUCCAGCUGGUAACAUCAUCCGCUGCGACGUUCCACGGAAGCCGAAUAACAAAGGCCGUGGGUACGCAACCGUUCUCUUUGCAAGUUCUCAGGAAGCAGAGAGGGCAUGCGAAAUGUUCAAUGGAACCAUGUACCAAGGUCGCCAGAUUCGGGUUCGAUUGGACACGUACGCCAAUACAAAAGCGGUUGAAGUUGGAAGCACGGUGGCAAGUGCGAGUACAGGGUCAGCGUCAGUUGGUGGAUCAGGGUCAGGUGGAAACCAGUCUUCAUUUUUCACGGAUGGAGAUGUUGACCAGGAAAAGCAAAAAAAUGUUGAUAACCAAGGAGGGCGAAAGUCUUCAGCAUCGGUCUAG